Molecule: messenger RNA, 1435 nt
Organism: Eurytemora carolleeae
Lineage: Eukaryota; Metazoa; Arthropoda; Copepoda; Calanoida; Temoridae
Gene: Swip-1
Product: EF-hand domain-containing protein D2 homolog
Exons: 5
Coding region: 73-660 (195 amino acids)
Molecular function (GO): calcium ion binding
Source: RefSeq, a predicted model, not a curated record
AUAGUUUUUAUUCAUUGAAGCAUAAUUUAAACCCUAAAAAUUUUCAGAGAAUUUCCAAGAAGGAGCACUAAUAUGCCGGCAGAUAAUGAACUCUCAGCUAUUCUAAGUCGUAGAAAUGAGAGAAAUGAUGCGCUCGAUUCUGGCCAGGAUGUUAAGCCUAGGUUUGUCAAGACCUCCAUCUAUACAGACUUCACAGACUUCACCAGGAAGGAGAUCAAGGAGUUCGAGGAAAAAUUUAAACUGUAUAAUAUCUCCGGGAGUGGAUCUAUAUCCUUGUCUGAGCUGAAGAUGAUGAUGGAGAAAUUAGGAGCACCACAAACCCAUCUCGGACUCAAGAGUAUGCUCCAGGAUGCGGAUGAGGACAAGGACGGAGCAAUCUCUUUCAGAGAGUUCUUGACAAUAUUCCGAAAGGCUCGGGCCGGAGAACUUGACAUAGAGUCAGGGUUGGGUCAGCUCGCCCAGCUGUCGGAGGUAGAUGUCGACCAGGUCGGAGUUAACGGAGCUAAAACAUUCUUCGAAGCGAAGAUUGCUCAAGUACACAAGGGAAGUAGGUUCGAGGAGGAGAUGAAGGAGGAGAAGAAGGAGAGAAUCAGGAUGGAGCAGGAGCAGAGAGAACGAACCCAAGCAUUUAAAGAUCGAGCAAAGAUAUUUUCAUCCUAGUGCUUCUGGACUUUUAGAUCUGUUUAGAAUAUUCUUAAGAUCAGACUUCUUUUCACAGACUAGUGCUGUUCAAAACUAAUGUCUAGAAGCGAACUAAUCGCUCUGAGAACUCUGUUACCGGGAUGACCUUCUCUCAGAUCUUGAACUUUUUGGAAAUCUUUUUUCAUUUCAAGGGAUGUUCAAAGAUCUUCUUGUAGAAAAAGGUUGUGUAAGGAUUUUUUCUCCGAUUUAUUUCUUGAAGAUCUUAGUUGCAGUCUAGGAUUGUAUAAAGAUUUAUCAGUUUAAAUAUGCAAUUUUAAAAAAUAUCCCCCCCCCUCAUCCAAUAGAAAUCGUUUCAGAAAAAAAAGAACAUAUGCUUUUUCACAACAUAUAAUCUUGCAAUAUUUCCCUUUAAAUUCUAACAAGGCCUAUUUUUCUAUGAUUAGAAUUUAUUGGUUUAAAAAGUAUUCAAUUAAUUUUUCUAAACUGGUUUUAGCACUGUAAGAACUUGUGUCAGUGGGAAUACAAUAAAUCUGUGAGGUGGAGAAACCAGACAGUGACCAUAUCUUGUAUUAGAACUGAUAAAGGAUCUGGCCUUAAACCGUAAUGAUUUUUAUUACUCCUAGUGUACAGGGUUAGUCAAUUAACAUGAGAGUUAAACCCGGGAUUUACUAUUUAUAUAAUAUACUGCAUUUAUGUCACAAAUAAUUAAUCAGUUAGUCUUAUAUGUAUUAAUAUGGCAUUUAACUAAAAGUUUAUAUAUUUUUUAUGAUGAAAUAAAAUGAGUUUGAUAUUU